Messenger RNA from Mucor velutinosus, 2217 nucleotides. RefSeq lists its product as uncharacterized. The record is from RefSeq and is a predicted model, not a curated record. The transcript has 5 exons. The coding region runs from base 1 to 2217 and encodes 738 amino acids. Gene Ontology annotation, cellular component: fungal-type vacuole membrane. NCBI's taxonomy places the organism in Eukaryota, Fungi, Mucoromycota, Mucoromycetes, Mucorales, Mucoraceae. Gene Ontology annotation, molecular function: oligopeptide transmembrane transporter activity.
AUGACGAAAGACACCAAUUACACAGAGCAUGGGAUUUACUCAUUUCGAGAUCCGACUACCUUUCAACAGCGCCAUCACAACGGCAAUUCACAGACAACACAGGACGAUGAGGAGAGCCACUUUACAUUACGGGCUGUCGCCUGUGGUCUCUUAAUCGGUACAUUGAUGUGCUUCUCCAACAUGUACUUUGGCCUUCAAACAGGAUGGAUUUCGAUGAUGUCUCUGCAAUCAUCACUACUGGGUUUCGCCAUGUUCAAGCCCUUCCAACAUAUGCUAAGACAGAAAUUCGGGCCCAUCGAAAAUGUAGUACUGCAAACAACCGCAGUUGCUACUGCAACCAUGCCCUUGGCAGCAGGCUUCGUAGGUGUCAUCCCAGCGCUAGAAUUGAUGACCAAAAGCGACAAUCCCACUGGAGCCGUUGUAUUGAGUGGCUGUCAAUUGAUACUUUGGUCCCUUGGUGUUGCCUUUUUCGGUGUAUUUUUUGCCAUUCCAUUGCGAAAGGAGACUAUUAUACGAGAGAGACUCAAGUUUCCUUCAGGUACAGCUACAGCCCAAAUGAUCAGUCUGCUACAUCAACGACAGGACCCAACGCUGAUCGAUCACACAACCGCCACAAAGAGAGGCGCCAAUAGCGCAUUGCGUCUACGAAGAAACCAGCGUGAUGAGGAGCGUCAGCCCUUGAUUCAACAGCAACAGCUGCAAAAGCAGCAGCAGAGAUACACAGCGCCUGCUAUUUCUCCCGAGGCGCCGGAACAAGAACAGGAAUCAUUCGAAUACAGUUGGUCCCUGAAAUUACACGGACUGAUCGCUUCCUUCACCGUGUCAUCCUUGUACACCUUGUCGUCCUACUUUGUGCCAGCCGUCAAUGCUAUUCCCAUCUUCAACUGGUUCUCGCUUGGCUUCAUUGACUUUAAUGCGUGGCAAUGGUAUUUUACACCGAGUUUUAGCUACAUUGGACAGGGCAUUAUUAUGGGAUUACCGACGACAUUAUCCAUGCUGCUGGGUUGUGUCAUUGGUUGGGGCAUUUUGUCACCUGCUGCCUAUUACGCAGGUUGGGCACCUGGCCCUAUCGACGACUGGAAGACGGGCUCCAAGGGAUGGAUUUUGUGGAUUUCCUUGGGAGUGAUGAUUGCAGAAUCAUGUGUGUCACUGCUCGUUGUUUUUGUGAGGAGUAUUGUCAAGACAGUGCGUCGUAAGCAAGAGGAAGGGUUGUAUGCUGUUGCUAGUACUAGCGAUGGAUCAGCGCAAGAGGAGAUGAUUGAGCACGUACUCGAGGAGGAAGUGGUUGAAAUGGAUGCUCCUGUGAGCCAACAAGUGUCCAAAAAAGUGGCUACGAUUGGCUUGAUCGCCUCCACCAUUCUGUGUGUCGUGAUGAUGCGUGCUGUGUUUGGACCUGAGGCGAUGCCUGUUGGCAUGACACUUGUCUCCGUUGUCAUUGCCAUGUUCCUCAGUGUGCUCGGUGUGCGCGCACUCGGUGAAACUGACUUGAACCCUGUGUCUGGUAUUGGCAAAUUAUCACAAUGCAUUACAGCUACAUUGAUGCCUGGUGCCAUUGUUGCCAAUUUGAUUGCUGGUGGUAUUGCCGAAGCAGGAGCUCAGCAAGCAGGCGAUUUGAUGCAAGAUCUUAAAACAGGUCAUCUACUCGGUGCAUCACCCAAAGCUCAAUUCUACGGCCAAAUGAUUGGCUCUUUCGCAAGCGUUUUCAUCACUACCGGCGCCUAUUUGCUGUAUAGAACUAUCUACAGCAUUCCUGGGCCUGAAUUUCCUGUACCUACUGCUCAAGUAUGGCUGGACAUGUCUCGACUUGUCAAUGGCCAUCCAUUACCACCUCACGUUUUUGAAUUUGUAAUUGCUUUUGCCAUCUUAUUUGCUGUAUUUGUAUUGGUCAAGGAGCUCUAUCCUGAUCGUCAAAAGCAAGGUUGGGUCCGUUUUAUACCUCAGGGCAUUGCGUUCGCCAUUGGUAUGUACAAUCCUCCCAAUUUCACCUUGGCUCGUGUGAUCGGUGGGCUCAUUGUGCAUUUCUGGAACAAGUUUUGUAAUGAGCCCAAAUACAAGCACGAGCAGAAUCACCGUGGUCUGCGUGCUUGGGUCGAGCCCUAUCGAGCUAUUGGUGGCAAGGUGUUUAUCGUUGUUGUUGCUAGCGGGUUUGUCCUCGGUGAGGGCACAUUUGCUAUUGUCAACAUGACGAUGCGAGCAUUUAAUGUGCCUCAUUUCUAA